AUGGCGAACUACCUCGCCUCGAUCUUCGGAACCGAAGCCGACAAAGUAAACUGCUCCUUCUACUACAAAAUCGGCGCCUGCCGCCACGGCGACCGCUGCUCUCGCAAACACGUCAAGCCAUCCUACUCGCAAACCAUCCUCCUGCCCAACCUGUACCAGAACCCAGCCUACGAUCCGAAGAACAAGAUGAACGCCAGUCAGCUGCAGAACCACUUCGAUGCUUUCUAUGAGGAUUUCUGGUGUGAGAUGUGCAAGUUUGGGGAGAUUGAGGAGGUGGUUGUAUGCGACAACAAUAACGAUCAUCUCAUCGGCAACGUCUACGCGCGAUUCAAAUACGAAGACAGCGCGCAAAAAGCCUGCGACGCGCUGAACUCGCGCUGGUACUCGGCGCGGCCCAUCUACUGCGAGCUCUCGCCGGUCACGGAUUUCCGCGAAGCGUGCUGCCGGCUGAAUAGCGGCGAGGGUUGCGUGAGAGGCGGCUUCUGCAAUUUCAUCCAUCGGAAGAACCCUAGUGCGGAGCUGGAUCGCGAGCUGGAGCUUAGUACGAAGAAGUGGUUGAGGCUUAGGGGGAGGGAUGAGAGGAGUCAGAGUCGGAGUCCUAGUCCGGAGCCGACGAGGAAGAGGUAUUAG
This is a messenger RNA of Lachnellula hyalina, 630 nucleotides long. RefSeq names its product Splicing factor U2AF 23 kDa subunit (gene SPAP8A3.06). Gene Ontology annotation, molecular function: metal ion binding; pre-mRNA 3'-splice site binding. Bases 1 to 630 code for a protein of 209 amino acids. The transcript has 2 exons. The record is from RefSeq and is a predicted model, not a curated record. NCBI's taxonomy places the organism in Eukaryota, Fungi, Ascomycota, Leotiomycetes, Helotiales, Lachnaceae. Gene Ontology annotation, biological process: mRNA splicing, via spliceosome. Gene Ontology annotation, cellular component: spliceosomal complex; U2AF complex.